GGUCAGAGGCCAUGGGCCUCGCUGGGAGUUCUGUCUCACAGUAUUGCACGAGGGGACCCAACUCAGUCAAAAUGCUCCACUGGCCACAUUUCUCAAGGUCGCCACUCACACGCCUUUAGAAACAGGAAGCCUGUCCCUUGCCUCCUCCAAGCAGAAGAUGUCUCAGCAGUUCCAAGGUGCUCAGGAGCUUUCAAGAGUCACCUUCAUGGUGAGAUGGUGAGUUUGUCACACAUGAGCUGGUUUCUUACCGGAUCUGUCUCUGCAUGGGAGCUGGCGUCCUGUCGCUCUUCUUGAGACUGAGGUUGCCACAUCCAGGAAUGCUCAGGGCAAACUCGUCUGUGGGGACACCAAACCCACCCCCACUGCCAAGUCUCCACCCUGGCCCCUGGCCCCUGCCAGGACCCCCUACCACACCAUGAGGGUCCUCUGGUAGGCCUUGCGGGAGCGACACGGGGCAGUGAGAAGAUUCUGGCUUCUGGACAGCCGUGGGUCAUGAGCUUCCCUGGAAAAGGGAUGGGUGCCUAGAGAUGACGCCAGGGUCUCUGCCCCAUGGGCUGACUAGAAAGGGGAAGUGGUCAGGAUGGGGCUCACUGUCUCUAGCAGUGGGUGAAGGCCUGUGAGUGAGGAAUGCCUCUCACCAGCUGUGCCUGAGCUACAGCACUCCAGCCACUGCUGUCUCCUUAGCUGCUCACAUAUGGAUACUUUCACAGUUCAGGAUUCCACUGCAAUGAGCUGGUGGAGGAAUAAUUUCUGGAUCAUCUUAGCUGUGGCCAUCAUCGUUGUCUCUGUGGGCCUGGGCCUCAUCCUGUACUGUGUCUGUAAGUGGCAGCUUAGACGAGGCAAGAAAUGGGCAAUUGCCAAGCCCCUGAAACACAAGCAAGUAGAUGAAGAAAAGAUGUAUGAGAAUGUUCUUAAUGAGUCGCCAGUUCAAUUACCGCCUCUGCCACCGAGGAAUUGGCCUUCUCUAGAAGACUCUUAUGGAGUCUUGCUCUGUCACCCAGGCUGGAGUGCAAUGGCACGAUCUCGGCUCACUGCAAGCUCCGCCUCCCGGGUUCAUGCCAUUCUCCUGCCUCAGCCUCCGGAGUAGCUGGGACUACAGGCGCCCACCACCACACCCAGCUAAUUUUUUGUAUUUUUAGUAGAGACGGAGUUUCACCGCAUUAGCCAGGAUGGUCUCGAUCUCCUGACCUCGUGAUCCACCAGCCUCGGCCUCCCAAAGUGCUGGGAUUACAAGCGUGAGCCACUUUUUUUUUUUUUUUUUUUUUGAGAUGGAGUCUCGCUCUGUCCCCCAGGCUGGAAUGCAGUGGCGCGAUCUCCACUCACGGCAAGCUCCGCCUCCCAGGUUCACACCAUUCUCCCACCUCAGCCUCCUGAGUAGCUGGGACUACAGGCGCCCACCACCAGGCCUGGCUAAUUUUUUGUAUUUUUAAUAGAGACGGGGUUUCACCAUGUUAGCCAGGAUGGUCUAAAUUUCCUGACCUCAUGAUCUGAACACCUCGGCCUCCCGAAGUGCUGGGAUUACAGGUGUGAGACACCACGCCUGUCCCCUAUCAAGGUGUCUUAGAUAGCUCAGGCUGCUGUAACAAAAAUACCAUAGACUGGGAUGCUUACACCACAGAAAUUUGUUUUCUCGUUGUUCUGAAGCUGGAAGCCCGAGAUGAGGGUGCUGGCCGAUUUCUGUGAGGUUUCUGGUGAGGGUUCUCCUCCUGGCUUGCAGACAGCUGCCUUCUCGCUAUGUCCCCACAAAUGGCCUUUCCUUGGUGCAUUCAAGCUGGGGAAGAGCAUCAGGGAGUCAGAUUUCUCGUGUUUCUUCUUACAAGGACACUGAUCCUGUUGGAUCAAGGCCUCAUCACUAUGGCCACAUAUAGCCUCAUUGGGGGUUAAGGCUUGAACACCUGAAUUUUGGGGGGACACAAACAUUCAGUCUGUAACACUAGGAUUUAUAGAUGCAGCAUCCUGAUUAUUUUAUUUUUGAGGCAGAGUCUUGGUUUCUCGCCCAGGCUGGAGUGCAGUGGCAUGAUUUCAGCUCACUGCAAUCUCCACUUCCUAGGUUCAAGCUAUUUUCCUGCCUCAGCCUCCUGAGUAACUGGGAUUAUAGGCGUGCACCACCACACCCAGCUAAUUUUUUGUAUGUUUAGUAGAGACGGGGUUUCACCAUAUUGACCAGGCUCGUCUUGAACUCCUGACCUCAAGUGAUCCACCCGCCUCGACCUCCCAAGGUGCUGGGAUUACAGGCAUGAGCCACCACACACAGCCAGCAUCCUGUUUAAAAGAGACAGCCAGAGGCCAGGCACAGCGGCGUAUGCUUGUAAUCCCAACACUUUGGAAGGCCAGGGCGGGCUGAUCACUUGAGCUCAGGAGUCUGAGAACAGCCUGGGCAACAUGGCAAAAUCCUAUCUUUACAAAAAUUAGCCAGCGUGAUGGUGCACACUUAUAGUCCCAGCUACUUGGAAGGCUGAGGUGGGGGGAUCGCUUGAGCCUGGGAGGUCUGCAGUGAGCCACGAUAGCAUCACUGCACCUGGAUGACAGAGUGAGACCCUGUCUCAAAAAAAAAAAAAAAAAGGGGGAUGGAAAAGCAAAAAGGGGGCAGCAUAAGUACCGACGCACCCAAUAGCCUGAUAUAAGGGUGUAAAUUCAUGUUCAAAUCCCAGCUUGGAACAUAAACAGAAAGAAACAUGGGGUGUCACUAGGCCUUUCACUUCCUAUCAGAAAAACUCUGCCUGGUUCCUUUGACUGGAAUGUUCUUCCUUAAGCUCUUUGCCUCGCUGGAUUUUUCUCAUCCUUCAGAUGUCAGCUCAAAAGUUACCACCUCAAAGAGGCCCUCUCUGUCCACUCAACCUAAAGUAGUUCUGCUAAUUUCCUUUAUGAAACUGACAGUUAUCCAAAAUUGUGUUAUUUACUUAUUGUUCAUUUAUGUAUUUUUGAUCUCCUCCACUGCAGUAUAAACUUCAGGAACACAGGAACCUUUUUUGUCCACCACUAUUAAUAUUUAUCCACUACCUAGAACAGGGCGUGAGGCUCAGUCGAUACUUAAGAAAAAUAUUUUGAUUGGAGUGAUAAAUAAUAUUAGCUAACACUUAUUGAGCGUGCGCUGUGUUUCAGGUCCCACACUAAGCACUUUACAGGUAUUAGCUCAUUCACUCCUCACAACUCUACAAGCCAGGUACAUUUUUUUUUUUUUUUUUUUUUUGAGACGGAGUCUCGCUCUGUCGCCCAGGCUGGAGUGCAGUGGCGCAAUCUCGGCUCACUGCAAGCUCCACCUCCCAAGUUCACGCCAUUGUCCUGCCUCAGCCUCCUGGGUAGCUGGGACUACAGGUGCCCACCACCAUGCCUGGCUAAUUUUUUGUAUUUUUAGUAGAGAUGGGGUUUCACCGUGUUAGCAAGGAUGAUCUCGAUCUCCUGACCUCGUGAUCCGCCCACCUCAGCCUCCCAAAGUGCUGGGAUUACAGGCGUGAGCCACCGCGCCCGGCCCAAGCCAGGUACAUUUUUAUUCCUCUUUGACAGAUGAGGAUGCUAAGGCACAGAUAAGUGACUUACCUAUAGUCACACAGCUAAUGACUGCUGGAACCUGAACAUGAACUCGGGUCUGUCAAACUGCAGAGUUCUGCAAAUAGUGGCAUUUCAGGUUUUCUUAGGAAAAGAUGAGAUUGUGGGAGAGGCAGUUCUAAUCCCCAUCAAAGAUGGAGCUGAGCUGUUUCAUCAUCCUUCUAUUACUUAUGGACCUGUUCUUUUUGUUUGUUUUUUGUUUCUUUUUCUUUCUUUUCUUUUUUUUUUUUUUUUGAGACAGAGUCUUGCUCUGUUGCCCAGGCUAGAGUGCAAUGGUGCAAUCUUGGCUCACUGCAACCUCUGCCACCUGGGUUCAAGCAAUUCUCCUGUCUCAACCUCCCGAGUUGCUGGGAUUAUAGGCACCCGCCAUCACGCCCAGCUAAUUUUUGUAUUUUUGUAGAGAGAGAGUUUCAUCAGGCUGGUCUUGAACUCCCGACCUCAGGUGAUCUGCCCACUUCAGCCUCCCAAAGUGCUGGGAUUACAGGCAUGAGCCACCGUGCCCCAGCCUCCUAUGAACCUGUUCUGUACUAAUUCCACCUUUUGAAAACAAUGCCAUCCCCUCUCUUCUUAGAGAGAUUUGUACAUAAGCAAUUACAGAGAGUCCUGGAAAACAGUGUAAGUCACUGGAAGGGAUGUGCCAAAAAGGAAAUAUGAUUUGUUUCACUUCCUUGUAAAAAUUAGGAUCUGUAACACAACAGCACUCAUAUGACUACUGGGCUCUGGUCUGUUUCUUUUCAUCCAUUCUUUUUUUUUUUUGGAGACAGGGUCUUACCAUGUUGUCCAGGCUGAAGUGCAGUAGCGUGAUCAUGGCUCGUUGUAGCCUCAACCUCCUGGGCUCAGGAGAUCCUCUUGCCUCAGCCUCCCAAUUAGCUGGGACUAUAGGCAUGCACCACCACAUCCGGCUAAUUUUUAAAUUUUUCUGUAGGGACGAGGGUCUCCCUGUGUUGCCCAAGCUGGUCUGGAACUCCUGGGCUCAAGUGAUCCUCCCACCUGGGCCUCCCAGAGUACUGGGACUACAGGUGUGAGCUUCUGCACCUGACCUGGUCUGUUUCUUUUCUAAGCUUUUGCUUCAUGGUUUCCAUGCAGUGCAGGCUUAGGCAGAAAGAUACGGGAGUCAAGAUGUCUGACUAAUAUUUUCCAUUUACUCACUUGGGUGAUCCUGAGGCUCUGUCAGGUCUGCGUCUACAUUUCCUCUGUAAAAUGGGGAUCUGGCCCACUAGAAGCGGGAAGAUCACUGAAACGUGAAAAUCACGCUGAGCCACUGCCUUCAAAAAUAUAAAAACACAUGACAGCUUUGCAUCUAAGGAGCUUUUUGUGUAUUCUAGCCCCACAGGAAACCCCAAGUCAGCCGCCUGCUACAUACUCAUUGGUAAAUAAAGUUAAAAAUAAGAAGACUGUUUCCAUCCCAAGCUACAUUGAGCCUGAAGAUGACUAUGACGAUGUUGAAAUCCCUGCAAAUACUGAAAAGCAUCAUUUUGAAACAGCCAUUUCUUCUUUUUGGCAAAACUGAAGAGGGUUCACACGACUUAUUUUAAAACAAUCAAGAAUGGUUGAACUUCAGUAGGUCUCUGGGCCCUGAAAGCCAGUGGUGAUUUUAUGAAGCUCUGUAAGAUAAAGCACUUCCCAAACCUUCGAUGAAGACACCCCUGCGAUCGGAUGACUGCAGCCCGAGGAGACACAUGGGUGCUCGGCUCUGAGGACUUAGAGGGGUCAGCCUUGUGCUGUUGAGGAAACUUUCCAUGGGAAGGACCAUGGGGCUCCAUGGCUCCCACCUGUGGGAAACUACUCAUUUCUUGGCAUUCUUUCCCCCUUCAUUCCCUUUGGUUUGCAUGGUUCUGAGUGAUAUUAAAUCUCAGCAUUUGGUUGUGCA
Molecule: messenger RNA, 5416 nt
Organism: Pan troglodytes (chimpanzee)
Lineage: Eukaryota; Metazoa; Chordata; Mammalia; Primates; Hominidae
Gene: SCIMP
Product: SLP adaptor and CSK interacting membrane protein
Exons: 5
Coding region: 695-1087 (130 amino acids)
Cellular component (GO): tetraspanin-enriched microdomain; membrane; immunological synapse
Source: RefSeq, a predicted model, not a curated record